Maniola jurtina (meadow brown) is the source of this 3485-nucleotide messenger RNA. RefSeq names its product probable leucine-rich repeat receptor-like protein kinase At1g35710. Lineage: Eukaryota; Metazoa; Arthropoda; Insecta; Lepidoptera; Nymphalidae. Bases 119 to 3367 code for a protein of 1082 amino acids. Gene Ontology annotation, molecular function: protein binding. The record is from RefSeq and is a predicted model, not a curated record. The transcript is spliced from 2 exons.
CGUUAUGGUUCCACAUGCAGUUCAGAUGUCUUCAUGUGAAAUAAUAUUUUAAUAAUAAAAAAGAUAAGAAAAAAUAAGUCAACAGGUAAAUUAGUGAAACCUUAUAACGACAGAUACCAUGCUGCUGUUUUUGAUUUUAGCAACGAUUCUUGGCGUAGAUGGACAAUGCUCAUUCGAACAACUACCAAGACUUAAUGAUAUUUGUAGUGCCAAAAUUUCUUGCCAUGGAACAACACGCAGCUUGAUGAAUACCGUGAAGCAAUGGGAUUGUAUAAAAACUGGCGGGCGGUUGCGGCAUUAUAAUGAAUAUGGUGUUGAUUAUUAUGAAGAUGAAAUAGGGACAGCUUAUUACUUAAACGUAAAUCUUAGAAAUGUAAAUAUCGAUAUUUCCGAGGAUCCAUUAAUUAAUCUAAUAGAUGUAAGCACUAACGUUAUAAAUUUAAACAUAGAAAGGGGCAAUCUAGUAUCACUACCAAUUGUAGUAGAUAGCUUAAUCAAAAUGACUGAUCUUUCAUUGACAUACAACAAACUUGAAACUAUAAACUUAAGAAAAGUGUCCGCCUUGGUUUCAUUGGAGUACCUCAAUGUAUCUCAUAAUUGUAUAUCAACUAUUGAAGAGGACUUUAUCGAAAUUCCUGAGCCUAGUUUGAUUACUACUAUUGACCUUAGCUAUAAUGAACUUGAAUCACUAUCAGAUAACUGCUUCGCGAGGUUUACACGACUUAAAUAUUUGGACCUUUCAUCUAAUUUACUUAAACAAUUAGAUAUACUGACAUUUGAGGGAAUAACACAGUUGGAGACACUGAAACUAUCAAACAAUAAGUUACCAGAAAUUGGUCAACCCUUUGCAAGAUUCAGGAAGUUAAAAGAUUUGACUUUAGAUUAUAAUCAACUGACAUCUCUUAGUGAGUUAAAUUUUAGGAAUCUGAUCAGUUUGGAAAAACUAAACCUAAGUUCAAAUUGGAUAAAGAACAUUGAAGAUCGGUCUCUAGCUACAAAUGAAAAUCUUAAACAAUUAGAUUUACGUCAUAAUAAAAUCAAUGUUAUUCGUCAGACACUAUUUUAUAACAACAUAAACAUGAACACAUUGUCAAUUUCGUACAAUGACAUAGAACAUAUAGAAGGAGGUGCAUUUAGAACAACUAAAAUAUCUAAUUUUGAUGUUCAAAGUAACCGUAUUAGUGGAUCUAUUAAUUAUGAUACAUUUCUAGGCAUGACUGUUGAAACCUUGGAUUUGAGUAACGGGAAAUUAACAGAAUUAGGAGAUAAAGCAUUUAGCUCUUUGAGUUCCAAUUUAAGAUAUUUGAAUAUGAGUAACAAUUUAAUUGAAAAUAUUACAGAAACAGCUUUCCAAUCACUGCAAAACCUUGCGCAACUGGAUUUGUCUUUUAAUAAUUUAAUUGAUAUUGAGUUUAAAACAAAUGAUCUUAUACAAUUGACUGAAUAUUAUCUACACAACAACAAAAUAAAAAAGAUUACUCCUAAUAUGUUCAGAAAUAUGACAAAAUUGGUCAAGUUGGAUUUAUCGCAAAAUAAAAUUGUAGAUAUUGAAUUCAAUUCAUUUAUUGAACUUAUAAACCUCAAGGAACUUCAUGUUGGCAGUAACAAUUUCGUUGAUUCUUUAACAGCAAAUACAUUUCGAGGGUUAUUUAGGGUAAAAUACUUAGACUUAACCAAUACGAGAUUGUUUUCUUGUCUCAAUGAAUCUUUUUCUGGUAUGGUUUCUCUGAAUUUUCUAAACGUAUCCCAUGGUCAGUUAGAAACGAUAGAGUAUGACGCAUUUAAAGCGACUGGGGCUAUCAAAGUAAUUGACUUAUCAUAUAAUAUGUUACAAAAUUUUAACGUUAAUACUUCAAGCAUUUCACAUUUGUCAGAAUUAUAUUUAAACCAUAACAAAUUAAACAAUGUAACAAGUAAAACUUUUAAAAAUCUACUUCUUUUAGAAAAACUAAAUCUAGCUUCUAAUAAUAUAUUUUAUAUUGAUGGUUUACAAACAUUAUCUCAUUUACGUGAUUUGAAUUUAUUUUUCAAUUUGAAUUUGCGUAUUAAAAGCGAUAUUUUUAACAAUUUUGUUUUAUCAGAAGUUUCUUUAAGAAAUGUAAAGCAACCAUUUAAUUUCAAAAAUGCUGUGAAUACUUCAAUUACAACAUUAAUAUUAUCACAUUGUGAAAUUGAAGAUAUAAAUUCUGUUUUUGUUUAUAACAUUAAUAAUAUUCUUAAGUUAGACAUUAGUUCAAAUAAAAUCAAAGCUCUGGAUAAAGGUUCAUUUCCAAAUAUGACUGCUCUUAAUUGGCUCGACGUAAGUUUUAAUAUGAUUUCUAGAAUACAGCCAGGGACAUUUCUAUCCAAUAAUAUGGUAAACACUUUGAAUCUUUAUGAUAAUAAUUUGCAAUCUCUACAAUUUGGAGCACUUGAUGGACUUAGAAACCUUCGUGUUCUUAAUUUAUCCAACAAUGAAAUACAUACAUUUGGUGUAAAUCUGCUACAUACUUCACCAUAUUUGGCUGAAUUGUUUCUUGAAAAUAAUAAUUUAGAAAGUUUUGACUUCAAAGAACUUUCUGAAAUGAAUGUUGCAUUGUUAACUAUUGGUGGUAACAGUAUAUCAUGUGAUGCUUUAGCAAAUUGGAGGAAAUUAAGCAGUGAUACUAGUUUAAAUGUUACUGCAGAGACGUUAGAUUUUCAUUCAGAAAAUAUAUAUGGGAUACGUUGUAAAACAAGUUCUUUACGAGAAACAACUCAAAAUGAAAGCACUAAUGUAAAUGUGACUAGCGAAGUGAUUAAAAUUAAAGAGACAGUCGGGCAGCUAUACAGUUACUUAAAAAUAUCUCUUAAUGAAACAUUUUCAAAAAUUAUUACUGUUUUGGAAAAUAUUCCUGUAAAUUUAGAUAAGGUUUCAGCAAACUUGAACCACUCCCAAUUGGUUUUUACUAAGCAAUUAAAAGACUUGUUAAACCAGAAUAAAACUUUAUUGCCGCAGUUAGUAAAUACAAGUGAUAAUGUAGCAAAUGACAUUAAAUUGAUGAUAUCAUUGUUAGAAAUAAACAAUAAUUUAACAAAACUAAGUAACAUUCAAAAAGAAUUGUUCCAGACGCCGAUUUCUAGUAAAACUAUCCAAACACAGGAAAAAUUAAAUUCAACGGCUACUGAGCCAAAAUUAUAUGGGGCCCGACCAUUUGAAGUUAAAUUAGAUGAAAGUUCAUUAGCAGGUAUAAAAGUAUUGUUAUAUUUUAUUGCUGUAUGUUUAGCGAGUAUAAUUUUAUUUUGUGUUGUAGCGUUAUCGUUUAAAUAUUUGUACAGACAAAGGAUACGUGUAAACCAUUUGUUUGACAGUGGGCAAUCAGUAAGGAAUGGCAUAGAAAUGGAGUAAACAAUAAUACUAAAUAUCUAAAAGACUAUAAAGCAUGGGUUGAAAUAAAUUGUAACAAUGUAAGAUAUUCAUUGUAAAUCUUUAAAUUAAGAUUGUUAAUAAAGAAAUUUGGGUAAAA